AUGGCCCGACCCAUGCCGCCCCCGACGCGUAGCGUGCCGGUGCAGACCGCGUCUCCGACCGCCGCGCCGUCUCACGCUGAAUUUUUGUUGAACCAAACGCGCCAGAAUGUUGCGCAGCUGUCUGCAACUGGCGCGCUCGACUCGAUGCUCUGCCGUCAGCUCGAGUCGCUCCUGAACACGGCCACGAUCCGUGUGCCGGAUCUUCCUGCGCGCACCGAGUCGGCGGUCGUUCCCAAAUCGGAGAAGGAGAGCCUCUCGGCGAAGAACAAGUGGACACGCGAGGUGCUCGCGAAUUCGGACCUGCUUCCGAACCUGGUCGACGCUGCAUUAUCGGUGGCCGCAGGGCCGCUACUUUCCUCGUCGCAGCGCCAGUCAAUUGUGCAGGUCGUGUCGAUUUCGCAGGACCGCAUCGCGAAUGCGAUUACCGACCCCUCUCGCCAGCGCUCGGCCCAGAGCUUCACGACAACAUCGGCCAAGGCGGCGCACCAGGGCAUCAAGAGCGGACUUCAAAACGCGGGAGAGAGCCUCGACCGCUGGUCGAAGAAGCGCGAAAUGACCGCAGAGGAAAAACGUACCGAAAAACUGGCGCAGCAGGCAUUCCAGGAGGAACUCAAGCGCGAGCGCGAUAUGUUUGCGGACGGGCGCAAGCCUAACGUGUCGGACUCGAUUGGCUCCGCACAGACCUCGCUGUCGAGCAUGAACCUGAAAGACACGCACGGCGCAGAGGGCGUUUCGCUCGCCCCCGACAACCCGGCCUCGGCGAGCGUCGUUGCGCUCCCGUCCGAGCACGUGUCGAUGGACAGCCAAACGGGUGCUGUGACGACCACCUUUACGCCAUGGCCCGGCUUGGUGCUCACCAGCACGAUUGUGGCCACCACGGGCGAGUCUUCCGAAACGUCGGGUGGUGGCCUGGAUACGGGCCGUGCGCUUCCGCCGCCCCCGCCGACGGCGGGCGGCGCGCCUCCCCCGACGCCGCCGUCGGGUCCCAAUUUUCCUCCGCCCCCGCCUCGCCAUGCCCCGCCGCCUCCGCAGCAAUCGUUCGCCCCUCCCCCGGUCCAUGGUCACGCUCCCCAAGCAGCACCGCCUAUGCAGCAACGCAUUGUCCAAGGCCAAGCGCCCAGUAUGAGUUACAUGAACCCCCCGCCAUACUGA
Malassezia japonica is the source of this 1152-nucleotide messenger RNA. RefSeq lists its product as uncharacterized. Bases 1 to 1152 code for a protein of 383 amino acids. Lineage: Eukaryota; Fungi; Basidiomycota; Malasseziomycetes; Malasseziales; Malasseziaceae. The transcript has a single exon. The record is from RefSeq and is a predicted model, not a curated record.